This is a messenger RNA of Aspergillus thermomutatus, 699 nucleotides long. Its product is annotated as GIG1 family protein. The coding region runs from base 1 to 699 and encodes 232 amino acids. The record is from RefSeq and is a predicted model, not a curated record. NCBI's taxonomy places the organism in Eukaryota, Fungi, Ascomycota, Eurotiomycetes, Eurotiales, Aspergillaceae. Gene Ontology annotation, cellular component: cytoplasm. Gene Ontology annotation, biological process: N-acetylglucosamine metabolic process. The transcript has 2 exons.
AUGGCUACAACGCCUCAACCUCCUGCCUUCAACCUCACCGACACCGACCGGGAGGUCUUGGCCAUGACAGACGAACAAUUCAUCCUCCACGACUGGGACAACCUCAAAGAUAUCAUCGCACGAAAUGAUCUCGGCGCUCUGAAGCGGAAACCAUCCGAUCUAGUCCGAUACCUCUCCUGGUCCAAAGACACCAAAGCCCAAUACGGCUCCAUCACAAAUUUCAUUUGCAAGCGUCGUCUGGGCUGGCAUUUACCAGAACCCGCUGGCCCCAGUGACACCAACGGCACCGCCGUGGCGGACAGCGAGCCGGUCUUCCCCUUCAAAUCCCCGAUCCCAUUUGCCGAUCCCUCGGACUACAAGAUCCUCCGCAACGACUGGCCCUACGGUCUUGCCCCGGGUAUUGCGCACUUGUGCGUGUGGCUGCGCACGCCUGUGCCUGUCCAGGAACACGGUGGAGACUUGACAGAUGAGUCGCGCGCGCUGAUCGAGGAGUUUGUACAGAGGACGUUUGUGGCGCGACUGGCGAGGGAGAAUGAGCGGUAUUCCAACCCUAAGGAUCAUGUGCUGUGGUUCAAGAAUUGGACGGCAUUGCAGAGUGUGAGAAGUCUGGAACAUAUCCAUGUUCUUGUCAGGGAUGUGCCUGAGAGCAUCCUCUUCGAGUGGACGCAGGAAUCGCCUCGCGCUGGGGUUCCCAAUUAG